CCAGCGAAGUAGACAAAUCAGUCAACAAUUCAAACCCCCGGAUUAAAGAGUUUUAGCACUUCUGAAACCACUUCCGGGUCUUCCCCUUCCCGCCGGUGACUUCCUCCGCUCGCUCCUCCCUUCCUCCCUCCCUCCCUGGUGGUACACUUCCAGGGAUUCUGUUUGAAAUAGUGAAUACUACUGUAGUGUGAAAAGGGUGUUAAUUUGCAACAUCCAGUGGUGGAGAUGUCGGAGAAAGGAGGAAAGGGGUUUUCUUUGCCUAAACCUUCGCUGAAAUCUACCCCUCCCAGCUCAAAAGAUGGUAAGGAUGAUAGCUCGACAAAGUCCAAGAAGGGAAGACGAGUUCAGUUCGAUUCUGAAGGUUCCCGGGAACCCAAAUCAAACUUUUCGUCAAAAUUUUAUCGCCCAGCUGCUGCUUCAGGGAAAGCUGAUUGGGGCAAGGGGGGAAAAGGAGACACGGUCGCAAAUGCUAAAAAGAAAGAACCACAGCCACUGGAGCUCAAAAUUGAGCAGGAACUUCCGAAGAGUGUCAAAUGUAUGAUGGAUUGUGAAGCUGCCGAUAUAUUACAAGGCAUCCAGGAGCAGAUGGUCAUGUUGUCUAAAGAUCCUACUAUUAAAAUCCCUGUAUCAUUCGACAAGGGACUGCAGUAUGCCAACAGCACCAGCCGUUAUACACAUCCCCAAUCUGGGAGACACGUUCUUGAGACUCUAAAAAAAUAUGGUGUCAAAGAUGGAGAGAUAUGUGUGAUUGCCAAUGUUUGUCCAGAAACCACUGAUGAAGUUUUUGCUUUAGUACCAUCCUUGAAGGCUAAGAGAAGCACGCUCAGCCAACCACUAAAAGAUGUUUUAAGUGAGCUGACGAGGUUUAAAAGGGCAACAUAAGAACACUCUUUACCUGAGAAUUCCUAAUUGCUAGAUGCAAAUGGCAUUAAUAUGGAGGGAUUUUGCUUUGUGGACUUUUCAUGGCAGCACACCGGGACCUACAAUCAUCCUUGUUGUCGUACUUGUUAAUGGUCGUUGGAUUUUGUAUAUGACAUGGAAUUUGAGAUGCUGCGGAAAUCCCUUUCAUAGCCUCUACUUCGAUUCGGUUCUCAGCAGUAGUUUUCUUCUAUUUUGUGCUUGAUGAAUAUGAAGUUCACUGGAUAAUUGACUGAGUUUUAUAUGAAUACAAGUGAGAGAGAUGGUUCGCCUGA
Pyrus x bretschneideri (Chinese white pear) is the source of this 1193-nucleotide messenger RNA. RefSeq names its product DNA-directed RNA polymerases IV and V subunit 4. The transcript has 11 exons. Gene Ontology annotation, biological process: DNA-templated transcription initiation. The record is from RefSeq and is a predicted model, not a curated record. Gene Ontology annotation, molecular function: nucleotide binding. Lineage: Eukaryota; Viridiplantae; Streptophyta; Magnoliopsida; Rosales; Rosaceae. Bases 226 to 882 code for a protein of 218 amino acids. Gene Ontology annotation, cellular component: RNA polymerase complex.